Parnassius mnemosyne (clouded apollo) is the source of this 843-nucleotide messenger RNA. The record is from the annotation of a GenBank genome assembly. Lineage: Eukaryota; Metazoa; Arthropoda; Insecta; Lepidoptera; Papilionidae.
AUGCCACGCGGACGAUACAACGUUUUACGCAGGCAAGCCAGAAAAAUGGUGUAUAAUGUUUUGCAAUUUAUGAAAAAGGAGAGUGAAGACGGCGUCCAAAUUCCUCUGAAGCUCGUUCAAAAACGUGCCGCAGCAGCUACAGGCGUCUCACUAAGGACUGUACAAAGAAUAGCUGCAACAGCAAAUGAGUCGGAGAUGCUAGCCGUCUUUCGUACUCCUGGCAAAAAAAGGAAGGGAGUCAAGAGAGUGACGAAUAUUGACAGCUUCGACCAAGGUGUCAUCAAAAGGUGCGUGCACAACUUUCACGUGACUGAAAAAGAGUUGCCAACACUUAAACAAUUACAAAGAAAAUUAAAAGACGACAUAAAUUUCAACGGUUCUGUAACCAGCUUAGGCCGAAUAUUGAAACAAUUAGGGUUUCAAUGGAAGAACACCCAAAAUGAGAGAAAAGUAUUAAUAGAGCAGUCUAAUAUUCGUUUACAGCGCAUUGAAUAUCUGCAUAGUAUUACAAAAUAUCGCUCGGAAGGCAGACCCAUUAUAUAUACCGACGAGUCUUAUGUCGAUUCUUCCCACAGCAUGUCAAAGGCUUGGGGAGAUGGGUCACAAAUGGGAGUUAAAAAGAAAAUUUCGAAGGGUCAAAGAGUUGUAAUAGUGCACGCGGGUUCUGAAGUCGGUUUUGUACCCAACGCACUUUUAAUGUUUAAGGCGGGUACAAAAACCGGCGACUAUCAUGAUAACAUGAAUUAUGAAAAUUAUGAAAAAUGGAUCAAGAAUCAACUCGUUCCAAAUUUGCCAGCAAAUUCAGUCGUUGUUGUAGAUAAUGCUUCUUAUCACAACAAAUAA